AUGGCCGCCACGAACCGGGGCACCGAGCUGCUAUGGGUCAACAUUGCCUUCUUCGUCCUGGCUGCUUGCACCGUCCUGAUGCGCUGCUAUACCCGCGCCUUCAUUUCAAAGUGUUUUGGUCCCGAUGACUGGCUCAUGGCCGUUUCUUGUGCAUUCUUCUUGGGUUAUGUGAUUUGCUCCAACAUUGGAAUCGGAUACGGGACGGGCCAGCACCGCGCCGAUCUGACGCCGGAAAACUAUGCCACUGCGAAACGAUGCAAUCCUGUGGCGCAUUAUUGGAAUGACGCCAUCCCUGGCCGUUGCAUCCCGCUACACGUCUACGUUGGGCUGGGCUAUCUCUACAGCGCCGUCAGUGUCUUGACAGACUUGAUCUUUGCGCUGCUACCGGCCUUUAUCAUCUGGCACCUGCAAAUCCGGUCCGACAUUCGCUACAUCUUGAUCUUAUUGAUGGGUCUGGGCUGCGUGGCGAGCAUUGCCGUGUUGGUGCGCGUAGCCUAUCUGCAUACCUUUUUCGAUCCUGAUUUCCUAUACGCGACGACGGACAUUGCCAUCUGGUCGACGAUUGAGAUGGGACUGGCGCUCACCGCGGCCAGCUUUUCCACCCUGCGACCGCUGGCACGCUCUCUGGGAUUCAAGAUUGGCUUCACCGACUACGCCUCGGCGGGAAGCGAGAGCGUGAACCACAACGACGCGCGACGGCAGUCCAAGAAGCCGGCCCACCGUCGACAGAGUAGGCCUCCUAUCCGCGUGCUCAGCGCGCCGGGGACGUCGCAGGAUACGCUCAACGAAAGACACACGCGCGACAAGUCGAAUGGCUCGCAAGUCACGGCCAGGCCGGCUGGCGAGCGUGCCACCUGGCCGGCCAUUGCAAAUAUCGAUGUUGAGCGGGCUAUGGGUGGCUUGGAGCUGGCCCAGGUAGACGGAGCGAUGGAUCACAGCACAUCGAGUCGUGUCGAGAGCAAAACUGCAUCUUGA
This is a messenger RNA of Cordyceps militaris CM01, 975 nucleotides long. RefSeq names its product integral membrane protein, putative. The coding region runs from base 1 to 975 and encodes 324 amino acids. Lineage: Eukaryota; Fungi; Ascomycota; Sordariomycetes; Hypocreales; Cordycipitaceae. The record is from RefSeq and is a predicted model, not a curated record. The transcript is spliced from 5 exons.